Morone saxatilis (striped sea-bass) is the source of this 3858-nucleotide messenger RNA. RefSeq names its product protein boule-like. Gene Ontology annotation, molecular function: RNA binding. NCBI's taxonomy places the organism in Eukaryota, Metazoa, Chordata, Actinopteri, Moronidae. The record is from RefSeq and is a predicted model, not a curated record.
UUGAACCCAGACAAAGCUCUCGUGAGGUGGACCACAGCCGGUUGCUGCGCGUUACGGAUCAAUCACGCAGUAACGUGACGUAACGUAAGGAGCGAUACACGAGGCUAGGGGCGCGAGACGGCAGCGCACGGGGAAGUUUCGGUCCGCAGCGGAGUCUCUCGGUGGAGGUGACUCUUGAGGAGGAGUAGCGAACCCAUAUGCGAGAUGUUACAAGGCCAUGAUUAAUUUGCGAAUAAAGCCAACACACGUCUUUUAGAGGCAGAAGUCAACCGGAUGAAUGUGGCUAUGGAAGUGGAGGAACAAAACGCGUCCACAUCCUGCUGUCCAUCCCAGAACGGCAGCAGCUCCUCCACCCCUGAUGUUUUACCUCCAGAAAACCACGAUGACAGCCUGACCCACCGCCUUGGCACUGUUAUCCCCAAUCGGAUUUUUGUCGGGGGGAUCGACUACAAGGUCAAUGAAAGCGACCUGCGACGCGUCUUCUCCCAACAUGGUGCAGUAAAAGAGGUGAAGAUUGUGAUAGAUCGCUCAGGAAUGUCAAAGGGAUAUGGGUUUGUUACAUUUGAAACCCAAGAAGACGCAAUGAAAAUCCUUCAUGACGUUAAUGGCAUCUGUUUCAAAGACAAGAAGCUCAGCAUUGGUCAGGCUGUCCGCAAGCAGCAAGCUUCAGGACAAAAUAAGAGCUACCGUUUGGGCAGCACUGACUCUGCCAUGCCUCUGCCGGUGUCCUGUGGCAGCCUGUACCACACCACGUCCACAGGCUAUCCGUACACCUACCACAACGGAGUGGCCUACUUCCACUGCCCCAACAUGAAACCUCCUGCCCACCAUUGGCCUCGGCCUGCUCCCCCAGUGAUGCUUCCUCCAUCUCAUCAGCCUGUCUACCAGCAACCAGCCUAUCACCACUACCAGUGUGUCCCAAACCAGUAUCAGUGGAAUGUCGUCCAGCCGCCGAUGCCCUCCAGUCCAGUCGUGUACUCCCAGCAGUCAGAAUAUCUGUACCAGCCCGCCAACGGAGGCUCUCUCCAGCCUCCUCUGCCUUUCAUGGAGGACGUCACACCGGAGUUUAUAGAUCCCAUGGGGCAGCAGGUUUACCCACUGUAUCCUCAGAGAGCAGAAGGAAUGGCACCCAUUGUUCUACAACACAACCCUGGAAAGAAUCCGAUGUUUCCACACUCUCAGGUCCAUCUGAAGCCAAAGUACCACCGAUACAUAGACCACAAGGACUAUCACUACCUGCCAGACGCAACAGAGCCACCGGACGCCUCCGCGCUUCAUGCUUCUCAACCUCUCAUGUAGACCCACGGACAGCUUCACAAAGGGAAAAAGUCCCACACCGCACCACAACCACUCGUGGCAGUUCAGUCCCUUCCUCUUCCUUCUCCGUGGAUUUAAUACACAUGAUCUAUCAACUGUUUAACCUGUGCCUUACAACAUAAUGCAGUAUGUUUUUUAUGACGUGAUUUUGUAGCCUCUUCGUUGAGAUGAUCAUUUUGUCUGUUGCACUUCCCACCAACUCACCACAACCAAGGUAAGCUCUCAGGACUCACUAGACUCCCAGCGAAGCACUCAGAUCUGUUUCUGUUAAGGAUGCACCGAUUGGGGAAAUUCUGGGCUGAUGGUAAUGUUUGAAUUCCAAUUUGGCUGAUAUUAAUUUUGGGGUUUUUUUGUUAUUUAUUUGCCCUUUUGGUAAACUAAAGAUGAGCAACUUUGCCUUUGUGCAGCUCAAUAUAUUUCUUUUCUCAUCCAAGAUCAGCUGAACAGCUGCUCACUGUCCGUGCUGCUGCAUGGAGAACAUGGAGGUAUUUGCGUGCAGUUUAUGCCAGUGCUGGAAAACGGAGGUGAUUAUUUCUCCAAUAUCCAAAAUGAAAAUAACAAAACAUUUUAACCAGCACAAAAUUGUUGUGAUGCGCAUAUUGUUGCAUACUUAGUUUCUGUAUAAAUGGUUUAAUACCGUUGGAUGGAUGAUGUUGGCUUUACAGUGUCUCACACUGUAUACUGUUCCUUCCAAUAUUUACAGUGGUUGCGCUUAAUUUCUUCUCAAUUAACACAAACUUAAGGGUGAGUUUUUCAAGAAGUUUUUAUUUUUUAUUUUUUCCAAGUAACUUGCCGACGACUGAACAAUACAUCUUGAAUCUCCAAAAAUUCCAGUUUACAUACAAUUAACAAAACUGUGGUCUUCAGAGUCAGAUUGAAUUAUCUAUGACAGGAAAUGGCUACAGGGAUCUUUGUGCUUUUCUGAAAUAUCAAAAUUAAUUUCACACAUCUUAUUUAAAUACGGUAAACGGUCUUGAAUUUGUUGUCGGAUUUAUUUUUGAUUUUUUUUUUUAUUAGAUUUGUUUUAAUGUACAAAAACAAUUCACCACUUAAACCUAAAACUUGACUAAAAUCAGUGAACGGCAUUGCUAUGUUGUUGCAACAGAAAUGUCCUAGCUACAUGCACACAAGCACCAUGAUGAAGCUGAGAAUAUCAGAGAUCUUACCAUGUCAACUCUUUCUUUACCUUACUGUGCGAAGAAGCAGUGCUUUACAUCCUUUGCGGCUCAGUGACCAUUUAUUCAGAAGGAUAUGUAAAAAGUAGCACUAUUGAAUUUACAUUAGAGCGUAGUUGUUUAAGGCUCCUUGAGCUGAGUCAGUCCGAACAGUAUUGGAAUGCUCUGAGUGAGCUGCUGCAUCUUGUUGCCUCUGCUCGCCUUUAUCAGUGCUGGGACCUUUCAGGAUCCUCUGAUCCACUGUCUGGUCCUCAGCAUGUUAAUUUUAGAGCAGUGCGUAAAACAUUGUUUUCUACCGUUUUUCAGUAUGAUGAUGUGGAGAAAUGUCUGCAGUGUUGUUACCAGACUGUGGCCUGCGUUUAAUAAUUUAGAACUAGCAAGAGGCAGCUAUGUUCAAGCAGUACAGACUUAACAGCAACAUGAUAAUUUAGUAUAUUCUACAGGAAGCAGACUUACUGUUGGAUGUAAAAGUACAUAUUUAGCAGUUUUGGCCUUCUUCACAGCAGCCAUUUUGACAUGAAAUAAUAGGGUAAAUACAGGUCCUAUCAGUGAUGGUAAUUAAGGUUCUGUUCUGUUCUACUCUAAAUGGAACUGAACUUUCAUAGUAUCAUUGAUAACACUGUUUAACUACUAUUUCAUGUCAAAAUGGCUGCAGUGAAAAAGGUCUAUUACUCCUUUUUAAAAAGUACUAGUUUUGUAUAUCAGAAAUCAUAUUUUUAUAUGUGGAAGUUUGCUUAAGACAACAAUCCGUAAGGAGCAUAAAAGAUAUUUGAGUAAUAAUAAAUCUGCAGUUUGCAUUUCUACGCAUGCAGGGACAGACUUGUAAUGAAAGAAAAUGAAAAGAGCGACUCCGCCUCAAGGUAGUAGGGCUUUGCUAGCACCAUGCUUUUAAAGCGGCUCACCCCGAUUUGGUCAUUAUUUCGGACAAGAAAAUCCACUGGAUUUGACCUGUGCUUUCUCAAUUGUCUUUUUUACUUUUGAAAUUCUUUCAAGUGCUCAUAAGUACAUAUAAUUUUAGAGCAGAUGAGAACUCAACAUGCACAAAACCUAUUUGGAUGGAUCACUUUGUUACUGCACUCUCAGAACAUGACUGCAGAUGGAUUAAAUCUUGUUUUUCUUUUUUUGUGUGUGUGCUUGCUCAGUAGUUUUAUGUAAUUCAGUAACUUUUUAGACAAGGACCAUUUUCUCAGAGCUAAUGUGUUUCAUGUCCGUGUAAAUUAGUUGGUCAGUAACGUUCUAAAAGUUCAGAUUGUGCUCAUGUUCUGUAGUUACAGGUUAUGAUCAGUUUCCAGAUGCUUUAACCAGCAACAUCAAUAUAUCACAUUUAAAAUAGAUUUUAUUACACAAUAUUCUCAUAAGACAUUUU